AUGUGCGAUGUCCAUCAAUCAUUACGUCUCAUCGAUCAACCAGCGGGUAAGUCCAAGUUCCAAACAGUGGAAAUUUUGGAAAAAAUUCACACCAAAAUGAUUACCGACCACAUCCAUAUACAGUCUCCUGUGGAAGUAAUAACUAAGCGUUUCCUCGACGAGAGAUGCUGCGACAAAACCGACAUUAAAAGAGAGAUAUUUGUAGCAUCUCUUCCAUAUCUAGCCAUUUGUUUGACCUUGAUUCUCUAUGUCAUGCUUGGUGCUUUCGUGUUUUCGGCAAUAGAUGAUUUUAUGGACAAAGAUAAUUUCACCACCAAGUGCUUCUUUAUCUUCACAACACUGACAACUAUAGGUUAUGGCGAUUUGGCACCUAGAAAUGCCUUCAGUAAAAUUUUCUGCCUAAUCUAUGUGGGAAUUGGUGUUCCAUUGCUGUUGUUGGCCCUUGCAAAUUUUGGACAAUUAUUUGCGGAGUUUUUCUGGACCUGUAUGAUGAGCAUAUCACCUGAUAUUCAUGUCGACCCUGAAUCAAGGCGCAAACUGCCCAUAGUUGUGGUUAUCGCAUUGCUUUUGAUACAUACCAUGUUUGGAGCUGUACUCUUCAGCUUUUGGCUUCAUAAACUUCCUUUCGUCACUGCCAUCUAUUUCAGGUAAUA
Molecule: messenger RNA, 653 nt
Organism: Cylicostephanus goldi
Lineage: Eukaryota; Metazoa; Nematoda; Chromadorea; Rhabditida; Strongylidae
Source: the annotation of a GenBank genome assembly